AACACGCAAUAUCCGGUACACGAUCUUGCCGGUGAGCUGGCUGGACUGAGUCAAUUCACACCGUAAAUUCCAUAGAAAAUAUAUAUCUCUACGGGUAUAUUCGUCGUAUAAUGGCGGAAAAGAGCAUGGCGGAGCAAAUGAAGGAGUUGAAAGUUGACGAAGGGAAAAAGGGAGUAGGAGGCAAAGAUGGAGAGAAGAAGAAGAAGGAGAAGAAGGCUGCAGUGGGAGACGCUGGUGGGAAGACAGAGCUGUCCCCUCCUCCCGGGUACAUGGAGGAGCGUCUGUCCCUGUACACUAAACUGAAGGAGGAGCAUGAUGCUCUGAUGGCAGAGAGGGCAGAGAAGGACAGUAAACCCAUCAAGGUGACUCUGCCAGAUGGGAAGGUGGUGGAGGCUGAGUCCUGGAAGACCACACCCUAUCAGGUGGCUGCUGGCAUCAGGUGAGCCAGUCCCCUUGCCUACCUUAACCCUACCAGAGGGCUG
This is a messenger RNA of Coregonus clupeaformis (lake whitefish), 482 nucleotides long. Its product is annotated as threonine--tRNA ligase 1, cytoplasmic-like. NCBI's taxonomy places the organism in Eukaryota, Metazoa, Chordata, Actinopteri, Salmoniformes, Salmonidae. The transcript has 3 exons. The record is from RefSeq and is a predicted model, not a curated record. The coding region runs from base 111 to 443 and encodes 110 amino acids.